AUGUCCGACUUUACCGAUCAUUUGCGGCCCAGUCAUGACGGACCGGCGAUCCUCGCAAAAGAACGAGCCCAGUCCAACAUUCCGGUGGAUGAAUUGGCGCACCACUUAUUAUCCAAGGAUGGACAUCUCCAGCGUCAGGCCCGUAUCCUGUCCAUCUUGGAAAAGGAGCCCCUCUUUGACAAAAAAUGCCAAGCCAAUUUAUCGCGAGAGGAUCUGUUCAAGGUGGCUCUGGCCCGAGCCAAGCUGUUGAGACGGCUAGUCGACCGACAUGGCUGGAGCCUUGAGGACUACAAGAUGGCGGAGGCUUUGGUCGACGAUGUCUCACCGUAUUUCCUACACAUGCACAUGUUCGUGACAACUGUUCGGGAACAAGCGAGCGAUACGCAACGCGACUACUGGAUGCCGUUGAUCGAAUCAUUCAAGAUCAUCGGUGCAUAUGCGCAGACUGAACUGGGCCAUGGGAGCAAUGUUCAAGGGUUGGAGCUACAAGCUCGUUGGGAUCCAGGAACCAGCGAGUUCAUUCUUCAUAGUCCCACAUUGACCGCCAGCAAAUGGUGGAAUGGGAGCCUUGGGCGUACUGCCAACCAUGCGAUUGUGGUGGCCCAGUUACUCCUACCGAAGCCAGGGAGUGAAGAAUAUGAAUCAGUCGGGCCUCAUCCAUUUAUUGUGCAAGUUCGAGAUUUGAAACAUCACCAGCCCCUGAGCGGGGUCGUGAUUGGAGAUAUCGGCCCCAAGUUUGGGUACAGCACCAUUGACAACGCGUAUAUGCUCUUUAAUCAUUUCCGAAUUCCCCAUUCGGCGCUCCUCGCCCGAUAUUCCAAAAUUGACCCAUCGACGGGAGAGUACUUAAAGCCCAAGAUUCCAGCGGUGGUAUACGGGACCAUGACUUACGUGCGAUCUCUCAUUGUUCUUCAGUCAAGACUAGCCCUUGCUCGUGCGGUCACCAUCGCUGUCCGCUACACGAGCAUUCGACGACAGUUCCAGGACCGUGACAACAGGCAUGGCCUAGAAGUGACGGUUCUCGACUAUCCAACGGUGCAAAUCCGCAUUCUUCCGUUGCUAGCAACCACAUAUGUGCUUCACUAUGCCGGCCUUGCGAUGCAGCGUACAUACCAGAACGCGCGCAAUGAGAUUGAACGGGGUGAUUUCAGCGGAUUGGCGCAUAUGCACAGCUUGUCCUCGGGACUGAAGAGUCUGUGCACAGGGAUUGUUGCGGAUGGGAUUGAGACCUGUCGCCGUGCGUUGGGGGGCCAUGGCUACGGCGGUGCCAGUGGCUUCACUCGACUAUCUCCGGACUAUCUCUCGCGGGUGACUGUUGAAGGAGACAAUUGGAUGAUCACGCAACAAGUUGCAUCUUACCUUAUUAAGCGGAUGCAGACGGCUGCAAACAAGCUAGACGAGCCGACAGAUGAUGGCCUUGAUGCCACCUAUAAAGAGGUUCUUAAAGCUCACAGAGAUGGACUGAAAAUGGAGCCUUACAAGGUGUUUGACCAUGACUCCGCCAUUGUGAAGGCUUUCAACCGUCGAGCAGCGGCGCUGCUGCAUGAGGUCUAUGUGGCGAGAGUGUUGAACAAAACUCCAUGGACGAGUCUUAUGGUCCAAUUGCACCGAGUCAGCCACGCCCAGUCACUUGCAUUGCUAGUGGAGAUCUUUUACGAUACACUCAACAGUGAUCAGUCCCUAGCUCCACCCAUCAAGGUCGCCAUGUGGAACCUGUAUCGGCUCUUUGCGUUUUAUCACAUGCAGCAAGAGAGCUAUGACUUCUACCGUUCCGGUGCAGUCUCCCAAAACGAUCUCGACGGGUUCUCAACCCACGUACAACAUCUGAUGGAGAAAAUCCGACCCCACGCGGUUACAUUCGUCGAUGCGUGGAUGAUUCCAGAUUAUCUGUUGGACAGUGCGCUCGGUCGAUACGACGGGAAGGUUUAUGAAGACCUCUACUACCGGGCACAUCGUUUGAACCCACUCAAUCGGAUUACCGUCAAUCCCAACUACUGGGAAGAUGAAAUUGUCAAAGGGGAAGGAAAUAGCUGGGCGUCACUUUUGGCCAAGUUGUGA
Aspergillus bombycis is the source of this 2058-nucleotide messenger RNA. RefSeq names its product fatty-acyl coenzyme A oxidase (Pox1). The record is from RefSeq and is a predicted model, not a curated record. Gene Ontology annotation, cellular component: peroxisome. Gene Ontology annotation, biological process: lipid homeostasis; fatty acid beta-oxidation using acyl-CoA oxidase. The coding region runs from base 1 to 2058 and encodes 685 amino acids. NCBI's taxonomy places the organism in Eukaryota, Fungi, Ascomycota, Eurotiomycetes, Eurotiales, Aspergillaceae. Gene Ontology annotation, molecular function: acyl-CoA oxidase activity; fatty acid binding; FAD binding. The transcript is spliced from 6 exons.